Molecule: messenger RNA, 2016 nt
Organism: Kwoniella mangroviensis CBS 8507
Lineage: Eukaryota; Fungi; Basidiomycota; Tremellomycetes; Tremellales; Cryptococcaceae
Exons: 3
Coding region: 1-2016 (671 amino acids)
Biological process (GO): glucan catabolic process
Cellular component (GO): extracellular region; cell surface
Molecular function (GO): beta-glucosidase activity
Source: RefSeq, a predicted model, not a curated record
AUGUCCUCAGCAUCCUCGAUAACCUACACUUUCACCUUGUUCUCUCUCCUUUCCUUAUUACCUUCUUUGGUCCUUGCCGCACCAGAUAACGAUGUCACAUAUCAAAUAUCGUCCAACUCUUUUUCCAACAAGUGUCUGGCCACACAGGGAGAUUGGAAUGGUGCGAAGGUAGUAUUGAAAGAUUGCGAUGAAGAUGAUACUACUUGGAAAUGGACUGGUUCCCAUUUACAAAAUACCGCUACCAACCGGUGUAUCGAUAUCCCUGACGGUGGAUGGUGGAAUGGAAACAAACCUCAAGUAUGGGAUUGUUUUUCAUACAAUACCAAUCAACAGUACGCCGUCAGUGGAAACAAUAUAAAAUGGAAUGACUGGUUCUGUCUCGAUAUUACCGAUGGUAAAUCCGAUGAUGGUACCCUUAUCCAGCUUUGGCAAUGCUACAACGGAAAUACCAAUCAGCAAUGGACUUUCACAGAAGUGGAAGAAGUUGAAGAUGGUGCGGAUGACGAAGAUUGUUCGAGUGUCACCGUCACUGCUACCGCAACCGCUGUUGCUACUGCCUCUGCUAUCACGUCCGAUACUCCUACUGCAAUUUCCACCAGUACGAUUGGUGGUGGGCUCUGGGCUGGUUCACCUUCCGCCAAUGCUUCUGCUACCGCUUCGUCUACAUGGGGAACUGCCUCUGUCACCGAGACCGCUUCAUCUUGGUCAUCUGUCAACAACACCGCUGCUAUCACUGCUACCGCUACUGCUACCUCAUCAUACUGGUCAGCCUCUGCCAACGGCACCGCCUCUGCCACCUCGUCUGCUAGCACCUCCGUUUCCACCGGAUCCGUUUCUUCUGGUUAUCUCCAGACGAGCGGAUCUAAGAUUGUCGACAGCGACGGAAACGAAGUCGUGCUCCGAGGUACCAACAUCGGUGGAUGGUUAGUAUGGGAAGAUUGGAUGUGUGGUAUUACCGAUUCGACCAACCCUGAUCGAUUCCCUCUCAACACACUCGAGAGCCGAUUCGGUACCGACAAAGCUAACACCCUCUGGGAAGCAUGGAUCAAUAACUGGUUGACCUCGGAUGAUUUCGACAACAUUGCCAACAUUGGUUUCAACGUUAUUAGACUUCCUUUCGGUUUCAGAAACCUUUACGAUGCCAGUGGUAACUGGAGAGAUGAUGCUUUCACUCAUCUCGAUUGGGCCGUCGCUCAAGCCAAGCAAAGAGGUAUCUACGUCAUUUUGGACUUCCACAUUUGGGCCGGUCAACAAGCUUCGUACUCUGCUAUCUCGGAAAACACUGAUGAUGGUCAAAGUCAAAGAGAUGCCGCCGGUGAAAUCUGGAAGAAGGUUGCCACCCACUACCUCGGUGAAUCGAUCAUUGCCGCCUUUGAUGUUAUCAACGAACCUACCGGAUCAUGGGGUAACAACCUCCAACAAGACUUGUACAAUGCCGUUCGAUCCGUUGAUGCCAACAGAAUCAUCAUUCACGAAUCCAUCUCAACUGACCCAAGCACAUACGGUUGGACCAACGUCGUCUACUCAUUCCACGAAUACCUCAUGAUGGGAUCCGACUACAGCUCCAAUGUCCAACAAUACGCUGAAAGUGUACAGGCUUACGUCGACAAAUGGACCAGUUACGGUAUCCCCAGUAUGCUCGGUGAAUUCAUGGCUGAUGGCGAGACCCUCUCUUACAUCUUGAACCAAGCGAACAAAUACAACUUGUCCUGGUUAUCUUGGGCUCACUCUACCGUCAACAUGGGUCGAUGGGGAUUAUGGAACCACCAAGGAUUCUAUGUUGAUGUAUCCUCCGACUCAUACGAUACCAUCUUGAGUUCAUGGUCCAACAUGCCUUCAAAGCAACAAUCCACCAUCAUCUACGACCAAUUUAAGGCUGGUGCGACCGGGUCCACUUCCGUCUCCCAGAGGAAGAGAGAUGUACCUCCUACCAAGAGAUUAACUGCCAGACACGGUGGUAGAUCUAGAAGAUCGAACUUGCCUGGUGCUCACGGUAUCCAAGGUAUUUCUUUUUAA